AGAGAGAGAGAGUCGAAAAGACCAGAAAAUAAAAAAGUUAAAGCCCGCCUCCAGAGUACAAAAAACACUUCUCCUGCGCAUUGAUUGCUUUAAUUUUUCUUUUUUUUUUUCCAGAUUCAUCAAUCUUGAGCCUUCAACCCACUUCUCUGGGUUGCUUGCGCUCAGUGCUCUGCAUCGUCUCAUCCUAUGUUAACUUGUAAAGAGAAAUGUGGAGUGUGGCCAGCAGAAGGGUUUCUGCUUCUGUUCCUGAUCUCAAUAGUCGUCUUCAGUUCUAAUGCUUGCACUAAUGGGAAUUGCCAGCUUCUCGACUCGUGUUCGUUGCCCACCGACUGUGGUGCGGGCCUUUACUGUGGCAAUUGUCCUGCUAUGGGGAAGACUCAGCCCGUCUGCACCAGAGGCCAAACUAUACAACCCACAUCAAUUAUUAAGGGGCUGCCAUUUAACAAGUACACAUGGCUGGUAACCCACAAUUCGUUCUCCAUAAUUGACUCUCCACCCCUGCUCGGUGUCCAGCGGAUUACGUUUUACAAUCAAGAAGACACUGUUACUAAUCAGUUGAGGAAUGGGGUGAGAGGGUUGAUGUUAGACAUGUAUGACUUCGAGAAUGAUAUCUGGCUCUGCCAUUCGAUGCGAGGACAAUGCUACAACUUCACUGCCUUUGAACCUGCAAUAAACACUUUGAAGGAAGUGGAGGCGUUCUUGAGUGAGAACCCAUCAGAGAUUGUUACCAUUAUCAUUGAAGAUUACGUGCAUACUCCCAAAGGGUUGACAAAGCUGUUUACUGAUGCCGGGUUGGUCAAUUAUUGGUUUCCUGUCUCAAAAAUGCCCGCAAAAGGUGAGGACUGGCCCACCGUGACUGACAUGGUUGCUGAGAAUCACCGGCUUCUGGUUUUCACCUCUGACCCUUCGAAGGAAGUUUAUGAAGGAAUUGCUUACCAGUGGAGGUACAUGGUGGAAAAUGAACCUGGAGAUGGGGGUGUUGUACAAGGUUCAUGUCCAAACCGAAAGCAAUCACAGACACUCAAUUGGAGAGGUGCAUCUCUGUUUCUACAGAACUACUUCCCUACGUUCCCCGUUGAGGCUGAAACCUGCAAAGAACAUUCAACUUCUCUGAUGGAGAUGGUUGCUACUUGUUAUAAAACAGCUGGAAAUGUGAUGCCUAACUUUCUGGCUGUUAACUUUUACAUGAGAAGUGAUGGUGGAGGUGUUUUUGAUGCUUUGGACAGAAUGAAUGGACAGACAUUGUGUGGCUGUAGUACUAUCAAUGCUUGUCAGGCUGGAGCGAAGAUGGCAUCUUGCAAGGAUAUUGCUGCACCUAAUAGAACUCCUUCUCUUACAGGCAGUACUGGGGGCACUGUUUCUGGAUAUGUUCAGUUUUCUAGUGGAACUGCACAAUUAUCAGAUUUCUUGGUUCUCAAUUCGGUCCACCUUUUAUUAAUAGCAAUGUUGUUGUUAUUAUAACUGAUUACCAACGGAUAUCAGGGGGUAGAUGGCUGUCAAGCCUCUCUUCUACUAUAGGCUUUCGUUAUGUUAUGACAUUAUUUUUAGAGUUCAGAAUGCUAACGGGAGGUUAAGACACGCUAGCUGGAGUUAUCAGAUCAAGGGGUUAGAUAGUGGUUGAGAGAGCCUGAAGAUGGCAAGAAGCCAAAUGUUAGCUCAGGUUGUUGGAGCAGCUGAGUUACAGUGAGGAGGGAUGUAUACCACGUAGUAUAGAUAGAGGGAUGGAUGGAUCAAUGAAGUCUGAAGUGAUGCAAAGGACCUGGAGCCAUUCUUUUCGUAACCGAGUACCACCUUGUGGCCUUUGAGCGUUAUUUCCAUUUUUUUGGAUGUUUAUUUUAUCUUGUUGUCUAUUUUGUUCCAGCUUGGGCCUAGUAACAAUGUGGUGUUUUUUGUCAAACACUUGGGGCUGUGUUUGGUAGUAAUCUUUUUACGGGAAUAAGAAAAUGGAAUAUUCUGUUUGGUGUC
Messenger RNA from Macadamia integrifolia, 1965 nucleotides. Its product is annotated as PI-PLC X domain-containing protein At5g67130. The record is from RefSeq and is a predicted model, not a curated record. Gene Ontology annotation, molecular function: phosphoric diester hydrolase activity. The transcript has 10 exons. NCBI's taxonomy places the organism in Eukaryota, Viridiplantae, Streptophyta, Magnoliopsida, Proteales, Proteaceae. Gene Ontology annotation, biological process: lipid metabolic process. The coding region runs from base 187 to 1461 and encodes 424 amino acids.